AGCUGCUGCUGCGCAACCCCUUCUCCGCCCGCCCCACUGGCGUCGCCUCCUUCUCAGCCUCGCACAGUGCGGCCCGGCACGGUGGACAAUUGGAAAACUUCACUGUUCAUUCUGUGAGGCCUGCUAAGGGAGCUUUAACUUUGCAACAGAAAAUGUUCCUGUGGACAGUUAGUAAGUAUACAUUUCUGCAGAAGUCAGACUGACUGUCAGCCAGCUUUCUCCAUUAAACUGGCAAAGGAAAACAAUCUCUUCUUAAAAGUCAGUCUGGUUUUAGCAAAGAUACCUGCCAAGAAGUCAUAACUUCAAGUUUGAAAAUCAAAAAUCAAGGGCUUUUGUACAUGGCCAGAAGUAAUAAUGGUGCUAGAAGAUUAACAGAAGCACUGUGUCUAGAAGUAAGAGAUCCCAGAUUUGAGAUGAAAAGUAAAACACUUCCCUCAAAGGUAUUAAAUCAAAAAAGAAAUAGUUCUGCUUCUUACCCAGUGAAUGAUGCAUGCACGGUAAAAACUUUUCACAGAAGAGCGCGUAGUUUGGAUUUAACUAUAAGGGAGAGACUAGUUUUAUCACCUGUGUUAUAUGAAACUUGCAGUGUGGGAACGAUCUACUAUGGUAAAAAUGAAAAUUCACCUGUUCACACACAAGGUAGCUUGCAGUUAGUGUUCAGUCAGACAGAUGGUAGUUCUUUUCAGGACCUAUAUACUUCCAGUGCUGACAAACUACAAAAAAGGUUUCAAGUUACUUCCUUUACAACAUUACUACAUAAAGAAACAGAAAAUGAGUGUGAUUUUGAAGAUACUGGACAGUCUUCUGAAAAUGCCAUUAAUGGUGGGCGACCUUUUGUGAUGAACCCUUCUUCACCUAAAAGUGCUGUAGAAGAGGAACAAUAUAUCACACCCCUUGGUCUUGUGCAUCCUACAAGUGUUUCCUUCAACCAAAAACUGAAUAAGAGAGAAAGAAACAAGUUGAAAAGCUUGAGGAGAAAACAAAGAAGGGGAGAACGGUGGCUACAGAAGCAAACUGCAAAUGAUAACCUGCAUACAGAUGAUGAGCAUGAACUCAGAGGAGAUAAAGAGAGCUACCUCUGUGCAGUGUGCCUGGAUCUUUAUUUCAAUCCUUACAUGUGCUAUCCAUGCCAUCACAUCUUUUGUGAACCUUGCCUAAGGAUGCUCGCCAAAGACAAUCCAGCCAGCACUCCAUGUCCACUGUGUCGCACUACAAUUGCUAGAGUCUUUUUCCAAACAGAACUGAACAACUCUACCAAAUCUAUUUUCCCUAUGGAAUAUUUGAAGUUAAAAGAAAAUUUUCAAAAAUCAAAUUCUGCAAAAUGGCCUCUACCAAGCUGCAAGAAAUCCUUCAGAGUGUUUGAAGUGUUUUCUAGAGAAGAGAAGAGAAGAGAAGAGAAGAGAAGAGAAGAGAAGAGAAGAGAAGAGAAGAGAAGAGAAGAGAAGAGAAGAGAAGAGAAGAGAAGAGAAGAGAAGAGAAGAGAAGAGAAGAGAAGAGAAGAGAAGAGAAGAGAGAAGAGAAGAGAAGAGAAGAGAAGAGAAGAGAAGAGAAGAGAAGAGAAGAGAAGAGAAGAGAAGAGAAGAGAAGAGAAGAGAAGAGAAGAGAAGAGAAGAGAAGAGAAGAGAAGAGAAGAGAAGAGAAGAGAAGAGAAGAGAAGAGAAGAGAAAAAGUGUUCCUUAAAGAAGACUGAAGGCAUGUGUAAUUGUGCAUUACAUAACAAUCUUCAUCUCCGAGACACUGGAGAAAAUGUGCUGUGCAAACUGACAAAUUUGAUCUGAGGAAUGCUUCUGGAAAAGUCAGCAGUUUAACACUCCAGUACAAAAGGUCAGGGCACACUUCCCAGUGAAAGAAUCUCAAUGGGACAAGGUUGUAUAGGAGAUCAAAUGGCUUUCCUUGCCCUUUGAAUGCUGCACAGGACAAUAUAUGUUCAUGUCCGGAGCCUUGACUGGCACUUUGAGGUCACUGGUUUUCCCUUUGCUCUUUCAUUAGAACAUUCCUGAACAUUUCCAGGUUAAUAUUUUUAAGUCACUUACUUGGCCUGUGACCGCUGAACUCUGCCCAAAGGAGACAAGAUGAU
Messenger RNA from Pogoniulus pusillus (Red-fronted tinkerbird), 2077 nucleotides. It is a transcript of the gene RNF180, whose product is annotated as ring finger protein 180. The transcript has 5 exons. Lineage: Eukaryota; Metazoa; Chordata; Aves; Piciformes; Lybiidae. Gene Ontology annotation, cellular component: endoplasmic reticulum membrane. The record is from RefSeq and is a predicted model, not a curated record. The coding region runs from base 339 to 1778 and encodes 479 amino acids. Gene Ontology annotation, biological process: positive regulation of proteasomal ubiquitin-dependent protein catabolic process; serotonin metabolic process; norepinephrine metabolic process. Gene Ontology annotation, molecular function: ubiquitin conjugating enzyme binding; ubiquitin protein ligase activity.